Molecule: messenger RNA, 1098 nt
Organism: Stegodyphus dumicola
Lineage: Eukaryota; Metazoa; Arthropoda; Arachnida; Araneae; Eresidae
Gene: pic
Product: DNA damage-binding protein pic
Cellular component (GO): nucleus
Molecular function (GO): protein binding; nucleic acid binding
Source: RefSeq, a predicted model, not a curated record
AAUAAAAGUUCUAAUAUCAGUUCAUUUUGUCCUUUAACAGGUAAAUUACAGCAAGUUGCAGAAAAAGAAAUCAAAGGAGCUCCAUAUACUAUAGUGGAAUUUAAUGGAAAACUUCUUGCAGCAAUUAAUAGUACUGUGCGUUUGUUCGAGUGGACACCAGAACGAGAGCUGCAUAAUGAAUGUAGUUACUUUAAUAAUAUUAUUGCUUUGUUUCUGAAAACAAAAGGAGACUUUAUCUUAGUUGGUGAUAUCAUGCGCUCUAUGGCACUCUUAGUUUACAAGCCCCUGGAAGGAAGUUUUGAAGAGAUUGCUAGAGAUCAUCAACCAAACUGGAUGACAGCUGUAGAAAUACUGGAUGAUGAUACUGUACUUGGUGCUGAAAAUUCCUUUAAUCUCUUUGUUUGUCAAAAGGAUAGUGCUGCAGCAACUGAUGAAGAAAGACAACAUCUUCAAGAAGUUGGUCAUUUUCAUCUGGGAGAGAUGGUGAAUGUUUUUCGCCAUGGAUCUCUGGUUAUGCAACACCCUGGUGAAAUUACGACACCAACACAAGGUUCUGUAUUAUUUGGUACAGUAAAUGGUGCAGUAGGUCUAGUUACACAACUGCCUGAAGAAUAUUUCUUGUUUUUGAAUGAAGUGCAAAGUAGGCUUACAAAAGUAAUCAAAUCUGUUGGGAAAAUCACACAUGCAUUCUACAGAUCGUUUUCUACUGAAAGGAAGCAAGAGGUAUCUUCAGGCUUCAUUGAUGGUGACCUCAUUGAGAGUUUCUUAGAUUUAAGCAGAGACAAAAUGAAGAAAGUCGUUCAAGGAGUCCAGUUUGAUGAUGGCUCUGGGAUGAAGAGGGAUACAACAGUGGAUGAUCUUGUGAAGAUUGUAGAAGAACUUACUAGAAUUCAUUAAACUGAAAUCUUUCAUUUUUGUUUUGAAGAUUCUGCUAUUUUAAUCCUAUUUACUUUUGUAAAAAAUAAUUAUGACACAUCUUGUAAAUAAAAACCAUUACAGACUGCAAAAAAUAUUUUGCUGCUGUGUGAGUGCCUGUAGUAUUCUUAUCUGCUGAAUAAAGAAUAUGUGUCUGUCUGAGAUCAGCACAUUUCCACAAAG